Messenger RNA from Camponotus floridanus (Florida carpenter ant), 902 nucleotides. RefSeq names its product THAP domain-containing protein 4. The record is from RefSeq and is a predicted model, not a curated record. Lineage: Eukaryota; Metazoa; Arthropoda; Insecta; Hymenoptera; Formicidae. Bases 138 to 650 code for a protein of 170 amino acids. The transcript has 2 exons.
AAUGUUGUGCUCUGAUCUCCCAGUAGAUAUUUCAGCUUGCAAUUGAGCGCUCGGACAUAGAGAAUACAUAUUAUACAGGCUCAAGAUAUUUUUUAUCACUUUCAUUAAAUUUGUAUUAUUUAAAUUUAUUGCGAAAAAUGAAUAUGAAGAUAUUACCGUUGCAUCAGUUGUUACAUACGCUGGCCUGGCUGGAGGGCAUAUGGAUAACGGAGGAGCCCGCAGUUGGAAUAUACCCGACCAUUAAAUCGUUCAAUUAUUACGAUGAGAUAAAUAUCACGUCCAUAGGCCAACCGUUGUUUAAUUACAUUGCGCAGAGUUGGCAUCCGGAAACGGGAACGCCGAUGCAUCGAGAGACCGGUUUCUUGCAGAUUAUACCGGGGACCAACAAGAUAGCUCUAAGUUUGAUUGAUAAUAUAGGUCUAUUCACAGUCGAACAGGGUGAGCUGAUGGAUGAUAUGAAAACAAUUGAUUUAAAUAGUACCAAUAUAUUAGCGACAGAUGCAGCGAUACCGACUUUUCCAACUUUAACGCAGACGCGUCGAGUGUUCAAAUUCGACGGUGAUAGUUUGGAAUUAAUCUUUUACAUGGCAACGUCAAAAACUCCAGAACUGACGGAACAUUUGCGUGCGAAGUAUAAGAAAGUCGAAUAAGACACGAAUUAAUGCUUUUCACGUUUGGUAGUAAUUAUCUGACAAGUAGAGAAUAUAAAAUUUUCGAAAGAUGCGGAAUGUAAACGCAUUCUUCGAUAUAGUUAAUAAAUGUAUAACAAAAAGUAGAUCUACUUUAACGCAACGUAAUAUACUAAUAUUAAUUUGCACAAAGUUAUAUACACAUUUUUUGUCUUCAAUUUUACCAAGAUAAAUCAACUAAAUAAAAGGUCGGAGGUCGGCGCAUAUAAUAUC